This is a messenger RNA of Ilex paraguariensis (yerba mate), 572 nucleotides long. The record is from the annotation of a GenBank genome assembly. NCBI's taxonomy places the organism in Eukaryota, Viridiplantae, Streptophyta, Magnoliopsida, Aquifoliales, Aquifoliaceae.
UAGCCGACCCACUCCUUUCCCCCACUGCAGACCUCACCUCCGCCACUCUCUGCCGCCCCGUCGACCGCGGCUACCUCAUAAACCCAGACCUCCAAACCUCUCUCUGGUCCCACAUCUUUACUAAUCUCCUCCACAUCACUCCAUCUUAGUCCUCUCUCCUCUUAACUGAACCCCUCUUCAACCUACCCUCUAUACAAACAUCAAUGGAUGAGAUUGUUUUCGAAGAGUUCAAUUUCAAUUCACUAUUUGUCACUGACCCACCAGCUUUAGUCCACCUUUAUGAGGCCUCAAGAAGGCCUUAUGGGUUGGUGUCAAAAACGCAGUGUAGUCUUGUGGUGGACUUUGGGUUUUCUUUUACCCAUGCAAUUCUCGUGUUUCAGAACUACACUAUGAACUUUGCUGUGAAAAGAUUGGAUUUGGGUGGAAAGGCAUUGAUCAAUUACUUGAAGGAGCUGGUGAGUUAUAGGGCAGUGAAUGUUAUGGAUGAGACUUUUAUUAUGGAUGAUGUUAAAGAGAAGUUGUGCAUUGUCUCGCUUGAUGUUGCGCAAGAUUUGCAGAUUGCAACGUAUUAG